UGGCUAUAUAACUUUACUAAACCACAAAAACUCUGAUUGAUCCAACAAGUCACAAGCAAUACUACUACUCCACUGGUUUCCAGAAGACAUCCGUUUUCGGAAGAAAAUUGAGACGCGAGUGUCCUCACAAUACAGGCUAUUGUAGUCGCCAGAAAUCAGUGUCAGAUCAUUUGAUGGGGUUACCGGGGGGAGGCAUAUUCAAGGUAUCAUUACAAGUACGUUUGAUCGAAGCUCCAAGGAGAUAUCGCGUCAAGCUACAUGUACUGUAGGGGUUUGGACAUAGGACUUCAACGAAAUAUGUUCAAGUUGCUGCCCCUGAGCCCCUAUGCCAUGGAUGCUGGGUCACUCCACUGUUUGUUUACAUGUUUCCCCCACAUUGAGUCUAACGAUAGGAGAAAUGAAACAUGGAAAAGAAGAGAAGCAUAGGGAGUUCCAAAGUUUGGUGAGAAAAGCAGUACACUCCAAAGUUUCGCUCAUCAAAAGCGAACGUCGUGUAGUGGGUGGUCUGACAGCACUAGGAAAACCAUCGCACCCGUCAUGGCGGCACUGGUGUAGUCUGUAAGACCAGACUGGUUGUAGAAUAUUCUACCGGCAGACGUUGUGAUACCAUCCGGUCAUGUCUCAGAGUAUCUCAACCCUUUCCCAGUCCAUCAUGCUGGGUGUGCCGGUUUCCGAGCUCUGUACAUGGAGCAACUUGGACGGUUGGGUGAACUUACA
Molecule: messenger RNA, 717 nt
Organism: Neurospora tetraspora
Lineage: Eukaryota; Fungi; Ascomycota; Sordariomycetes; Sordariales; Sordariaceae
Exons: 1
Coding region: 326-562 (78 amino acids)
Source: RefSeq, a predicted model, not a curated record